This is a messenger RNA of Penicillium bovifimosum, 1824 nucleotides long. RefSeq lists its product as uncharacterized. Gene Ontology annotation, cellular component: nucleus; cyclin-dependent protein kinase holoenzyme complex. The transcript has 3 exons. Gene Ontology annotation, molecular function: cyclin-dependent protein serine/threonine kinase regulator activity; protein kinase binding. Lineage: Eukaryota; Fungi; Ascomycota; Eurotiomycetes; Eurotiales; Aspergillaceae. Bases 1 to 1824 code for a protein of 607 amino acids. Gene Ontology annotation, biological process: regulation of cyclin-dependent protein serine/threonine kinase activity. The record is from RefSeq and is a predicted model, not a curated record.
AUGUCUUCAACUGUGGACUUCCACUCCUCCUUUUCGACACUGGGAGCUUCAACCAUCGACCUGACUGCAGAUCACCCAUACAAAGCCUUGGAGACCUCGGGCGGCUGUCAGAUCGUUCCUAUUCGGAACGGUCUGCCUACCCCUCCUCUCGAUAUGACCGGCGUCGCCUACAAUGCCAUGCCGCCUAUUGCACAUGGAGGGAAUCUCCAUGGGCCAUCUCACCACUACGCCCACUCGCGACCCCAGUUCGAUUCAAUUUCCUCGUCGAUGAUGGCUGCCAUGAAGCCCCAAUCACAUGUCGUUUCGACUAAGGAGGUUCCCGCGACAGAACCAACUGCACAGAAGAAAUCCACCAGUUCGACAGGAGGAUCGCAACUCCGGGUUCCUUCGUCCAUCAACAACAGCAAGGGCAGUCUGGCCGAGUUUGCAGCUCAGAUGACGUGUCUAUUCUGGUUCGAGAAGACUUCGAAACUGCAGGCCAUUGAAGAUCGCCAAUACACCGUUCCUUCCCUCGUGCCCGAGGCGAUCCCCACCGUUGGAUUCCAGAAAUGGGUUGCAACGAUUCUUUCAACCACACAAGUCAGCCAGAAUGUUAUCCUCCUGGCUCUGCUUUUUAUUUACCGCUUGAAGAAAUUCAACUCGGGGGUGAAAGGCAAGAAAGGCAGCGAAUUCCGGUUGAUGACGGUUGCGUUGAUGCUCGGCAAUAAAUUCCUCGACGAUAACACCUACACCAAUAAGACGUGGGCUGAGGUAUCGGGCAUCGCGGUGCACGAGAUUCACAUCAUGGAGGUCGAGUUCCUGAGCAACAUUCGCUAUGAUCUUUUCUCGUCCGAGGCGGAAUGGUCCCGCUGGCAAACCAAGCUGGGGCUCUUUGGCGACUACUUCAAUAAGGCCUCCAUGCUGCCGGUCGAAUCAGCCGCCAUGCUCCAGGUCUCGCCUCCCCGCAUGCAAUCGCUUUCGCCAUCGUCCAAGUUACCCUCGCCUGGCACCGACUCGUUCCGGCCUCAGUCACAACCCAAUUUCUACAUGCCACUCAAUGGGCUGCCGUACUCUCUGCCACCCCAACACAUGGGUGGCGAGACCGCCAUGGGAGGCGGUCGGAAACGAAGUCGCGAUGAGACUGAUGAGCUUCACCCGACCAAGCGGCUUGCUUUGUCUUCCAACACGUCUACUCCGCCAGCUCCGAUGACGGUCCCGGUGACUGCCAUGAAUGCGAUGCCCACCCUUCCUCCCGUCGUGACCCCCACUUCUGCCCCGGUGGCAGCAAUGAAUCAUUCUCGGCUCCCGCCUCCUCACCAGGCUCCGCCCCUUCCAACCUCCUACUCUACACCUCAGACGCUUUCUCAGGGGGCUUCCCAUCUUCCCGCCAUCAUACCGCCGAUCUACAAUCGGCCCCCGAACUGGCAACAGAUGCCUCCUCUCUCUGUGCCUCCGAUGUCGUCGGGCGUCUAUAACACCGCCCCGCUGUCCGACCUAGGCCGGCACUACCAGGGCCCGUUCGGCGUGUCCUCUGCUGCCGCUUCGCCGGCCAUCUCGGCCUACUCCGUCCACACUCCGCAGACACAUCUAUCUCCUUCUUUCUUCCUUGCCGACCGCAACUCGCCCUACCGGCCCGUGCGUUCUGUCAACACUCUCCUCAUUCCACCUCCGUCGAGUUCCCUGCAGCAACAGCGCAGCAUUCCGUUUGAUCAAAUGCACUAUCAGCCGCUUGCAAAGGGUACCACCUCCCGCAAGACCGGCCUGUUGCCGUACAUCCAACCCGACGCGUGGUCCCAAGCUCCGUACCUCCACCCCAUCUACCCAUCCAACAACUACCCUGCUUAA